Raphanus sativus (radish) is the source of this 827-nucleotide messenger RNA. RefSeq names its product transcription factor IBH1. The record is from RefSeq and is a predicted model, not a curated record. Gene Ontology annotation, biological process: regulation of DNA-templated transcription. The coding region runs from base 70 to 531 and encodes 153 amino acids. The transcript has a single exon. Lineage: Eukaryota; Viridiplantae; Streptophyta; Magnoliopsida; Brassicales; Brassicaceae.
UCUCACUUUUUUUUUUUAUUAUAAAGGUUCUCACCUCACGUUGUUCAUUUUGCUCUAAGAACCCAAACAAUGGCCUCUGCAGACAAACCCAUAAACACAGACGUCCCUGAAAAGGAUGUCUUUGCCCUCCACUUCCUUCAAUCCCUCUCAAAUCUCAGAAGACAAAACGCUUUCAAUUCUCCUGACGACACAACAAACAACCGUGUGAAGAAGAUCAAGAAGGCUGCAUACGUAUCCAUGGCCAGAGCAGCCGGAGGGACUAAUCGGCUGUGGAGCAGAGCCCUCUUGCGCCGAGCCGCCAAAGAGAACAACAAAGUCGUAAUAUUUUCUAGAAGGAAGAAGAGGGUGACGUGGCUGAGGAGGAGUAACCGGAGAGAUCCCGUGGAUGCGGAGAGGCUGAGGAAUCUUCUACCGGGAGGCGGAGCAAUGGAGACAUCAAAGCUGAUGGAAGAGACGGCUCAUUACAUCAAGUGCCUUAGUAUGCAGGUCAAGGUUAUGCAGUGUCUCGUUGACGGCUUAUCUGCCAAAUGAUGAUCAUCAUCAAUGAUGCAUAUAAUAUUUGGCUUAUCUCCAAAAUACAUAGUAUUGGAAUUGGGUGAUCAUGACGCAUAUAUAUGUGUACAUAUAUUCUUAUAUGUUAUAUAUACAUACGUGUAAGAUAGGAUAUAUACAUACGAAAUGUGUGGAUAUGUUUUAGUUAAGUAAAGAAAGAAUUUUCUUCUUUUAGUUUUCUUUUCUUUAAUUUUGAUAAUAAGGAAUUUUAUAUAUAUAUCUAUCAUGAUAUUGCUUUCUUGUAUUAAAAUAUUAUAAACAUUAGGGUUUGGGAA